UUUGAUUACUAACAAACGAAGUUUUCAGGAUACAUGAACAAAAGCAAGGGAGGAUGUGGAGAAUGAAUGUGUGUGUGGCUAAAAGUGCAGGAUUGAGCUAGGCUUAGAUUCUUUCUUGAUUCCUCCACAGACUGCCCUGUGCAGCCAUCAGCAACUCGCUUAGCAGAAGUUAUUUCCUCAUUGAGAAAGCAGGGAUUUCUGCCUUACAGAGAAGGAAGGACAACACAGCUUGCUAAUAUUUGUCACUCACCAACAUGUUAGAAGAAGAUAAUGAUGAAGCAUGUUGGAAUAACCUGGAGAACUUCCGUGUGAAGCUGAUCUCUGUGAUAGAUCCUUCCCAUAUAACACCAUAUCUUCGCCAGUGCCAGGUGAUUAGCCACGAUGAUGAGGAACAAAUUCUUAAUGACCCCAGCCUGGUCAUGCGCAAACGGAAAGCAGGUGUUCUUCUGGACAUUCUUCAGCGGACAGGACACAAGGGCUUUGAGGCAUUUCUUGAGAGUCUUGAGCUUUAUUACCCACAACUGUAUAAGAAAAUAACCGGCAAGGACCCCAGCAGGGUUUUCUCUAUGAUUAUAGACACCGCUGGGGAAUCCGGCCUGAGCCAACUCCUGAUGAACGAGAUCACGAAGCUGCAGAGCGCCGUGCAGGAGGAGCGGCGGAAGGCCCAGGAGCUCACCAAGUGGCUGCGCGCCAAAGAGGACACGAUUAGAGAGAUGUGGGUGAGGGACAGCUUGCUCUGCAAGCACCAGGAGCGGGCACAGAAGAUGAAGGAGGAGAGGGACAGCCUGAGCAAAGAGCUGCGGAAGUGCAAGGAUGAGAACUACAGCCUGGCAAUGAGCUACGCCAAGCAAAGCGAGGAGAAGAGUGCUGCCCUCAUGAAGAACCGGGACCUGCUCCUAGAGAUUGAUCGUUUGAAGCACAGCCUCAUGAAGGCUGAAGAUGACUGCAAACUGGAGAGGAAGCACACAAUGAAACUGAAGCAUGCCAUAGAGCAGCGCCCGAGCCACGAGGUGGUGUGGGAGAUCCAGCAGGAGAAGGAGUUGCUUUUGGCCAAGAAUCAGGAGCUAGAGAACACUCUCCAGCAGGUUGCCAGGGAACAGAAUUUGGAGAACAACCUCUCCAAGGAGGCUCUGGAGAAUGACUGUAGCCAGAUACUAGGAAAAUGCCAGGAGCUGAUGAACACCAUUUACAGCCUUCGUAAGGAGCUGCAGCAAGCCGAGGUGCUCCAAGACAAACAUGCGGAGGAAAAAGAGAUGCUUGAGCUACAGUGCAUGUCUCUGAGGAAGGACUCUCAGAUGUACAAGAAGCGGAUUGAAGCUGUCUUGCAACAGAUGGAGGAAGUGGCUUCAGAAAGAGACCAGGCCCUCCUGACCCGAGAGCAGUUCUACGUGCAGUACUCCAAGAGCUUGGUUGAGAGGGAUGCUUACCGGAAGCAGAUUCGGGAGCUGGGGGAGCGAUGUGAUGAAAUGCAACUGCAGUUGUUCCAAAAGGAGAGUCAGUUACUGGCUACUGAAGCCAAGCUGAAAAGGUUGCAACUGGAGCUGCCGACGCCGACUUCUGACUUGGAUGACACCUCCUCCAGAGACUCCCAGGAGCUUACUCUUCAUGGUCAUCUAGAUGAAGAUAUGCAGCCGAAUAAUAAACAAGAUUGCACUGAAGAACAAAACCAGCAAUUUAGCACUCAAGAGAGCAGUCGGCCUCCAGAGUCACCCAGUUUCAAAGAGCGUGGCUCAGCCAGCGAGGACCUGGCAGAAAAGGAGCGGAGGAGGAUGAAGGACUGCUUUGAGCGUAACCGAAGAAAAAGGGCAGUGCGAAGGGUACCGAAGUACAGACCCCACGAAGCGGACUGGGAAAACACCACUGGCAGUGACAACACGGACACUGAAGGCUCCUAAGAGCAGGACUUGACCUGGAAAGGGGAACGUGGGGGCACACUGGGGGCUGCAACACACCUGUCUCUAUUUCCGUCACUUCACGUGGACUGCUUGGAUUUUAAAGCCAUCUAAACAACCAUCACUUUUAAAAAGCUGAAGAUGCUAGACUGGACUGUAUUAUUAUUAUUUUUUUUUUUUUUAAUCUCUUCCAUGGCUAUGUGCUGCAUGUCCUCGGUGAACUUGAUUGACAGGUUUGCACCUCCUAUCCGGAACUUUAUUCCCAUUUAGAAAGAGGCCUGCAGCACAUAAAUCAAAGAAACAUGAUUAAAUAUUUAAGGACCCAAAGAGUGCGAGACUGAGUGCAUAGUACUAGUUCUGUUUCAGGAAAAAAGUCCAGGUAUGAGCUAUUUUAUUUAUAAGUUGUCUUGGAAUACAAGCUAGUGUUUUGCAAAAGGAAAAGGGGGGAGGUUAGUGUAGAGAAUUUUAAGGAGCCUUUAUUUGUGCCAGGAAAAGGGGCUUCAAAUCCAUUUCAGAGAUUGUAUUCGUGAGUCCCAAUAAAUAAGGAGCGUGCAGCUCCGUUCUUCGC
Messenger RNA from Dromaius novaehollandiae (emu), 2460 nucleotides. It is a transcript of the gene CARD9, whose product is annotated as caspase recruitment domain family member 9. Gene Ontology annotation, molecular function: CARD domain binding. Bases 255 to 1895 code for a protein of 546 amino acids. Gene Ontology annotation, biological process: positive regulation of canonical NF-kappaB signal transduction; regulation of apoptotic process. Gene Ontology annotation, cellular component: cytoplasm. The record is from RefSeq and is a predicted model, not a curated record. Lineage: Eukaryota; Metazoa; Chordata; Aves; Casuariiformes; Dromaiidae. The transcript is spliced from 13 exons.